AUGCCGUCCACCGGCGAGCCUUGCCAGGUGCCCUGGUCCUUUGUGGAGCAGACCCGGGCCGAGGCGGGCACGCCCGCGGUGAGCACGGAGGCCGUUGUGCUGCACGGCCGUCGCGACGAGGUGGUGCCGCCCUCGCUGAGCGAGGCCUUUGUACACGCCAGCCCUCUGGCCAGGCUCGUCCUUCUCGAGGACGACCACGCGCUCACGGCGCCGCCGAGCCUGGAGCGGAUCGCGCGGGAGGCGCUGGCGGCGUGUGGCGGCGAGGGAGGCUCGCCGCGAGUUGGAGGCCCGCCGCGCGCUUGGGACUAG
Emiliania huxleyi CCMP1516 is the source of this 309-nucleotide messenger RNA. RefSeq lists its product as hypothetical. The transcript has 2 exons. The coding region runs from base 1 to 309 and encodes 102 amino acids. Lineage: Eukaryota; Haptophyta; Isochrysidales; Noelaerhabdaceae. The record is from RefSeq and is a predicted model, not a curated record.